AUGUGUAGAUUCAUGGUCUACAAAGGCUCAGAGCCAAUUAUUCUCUCCAAGCUCAUCACUGAACCUUCACACAGCAUUCUGACCCAAUCUUAUGACAGCCGACUCCGUCUCGACAGUCGCCGUCCGGUCAAUGGCGACGGCUUUGGCGUAGGAUGGUAUACUGAGCCCGAACUAGGUCCCGAUCCAUGCAUAUUCACGUCUACUCUUCCGGCAUGGAACUGUGUCAAUUUGGAACGCAUCGCGCCAAAAACCGCCUCGAGGCUGGUUUUUGCCCAUGUCCGCGCCACAACUGAGGGUUCUCUUGCAGAGAAUAACUGCCACCCGUUCCAGCACAACACCCUCAUGUGGAUGCACAAUGGCAACAUCGGGGCAUGGAAAUACGUCAAACGGCCCCUUGCCGACAGCCUGUCCGACAAGUGGUUUCUGGGGGUCAAAGGCGGCACAGACUCUGAAUGGGCGUUUGCCUUGUUUCUCGACACGCUGGAAAAGGACGGGGUGGAUCCAAGCUCCGAACCCAAGGACGGAUUCGACACCAAACUACUACGACGAGCCAUGAAGAAGACGAUCGCAAAGAUUAAUGCAUUUGUCAAGGCCGUCCCAGCCGAACAUCAACUCGACGAUGUCGAGACCAGGAGCCUUCUCAAUUUCGCCGUCACCGACGGCCACUCGGUCAUUGUCACUCGCUAUGUCAGCAGCAAGACCGACGCAGCCGCAAGCCUGUACUACUCAUCUGGCACGGCGUGGGUCGAAGGGAAGACCAAAGGCCAGUUCCGGAUGGAACGCAGAGACAAGGCCUCUGACGUGGUCCUGGUCGCCAGUGAACCGUUGACCUUUGAGCGCCACAACUGGCUGUCCGUGCCGACCAACACCAUCGUGGCCAUCUGCAAGCAAACCGUCUACGUGCGGCCCAUCAAGGACGAAUUCUACGACCCUGAUCCCUCGACCGAGCGAUCAACCGGCUUCGCCAGGUCCAAGGGUCUGGUGUCAAAGGCGCCUGGUGGCGGGACCAUCACACCCUCCACGAUCCCAGGAACACCCGUCCCUCGAAACGAAGUCGAGACAGCUGGCGGCGGUUUCAUUGUCAAGGACGAUCUGGACAGAGUGCGUUCAAACAUGGAAGAUUUCAGUCUGCGCACCGGAUCGGGCGGGUUGCUUCCCAACGACCACAUUUCAGCCUGUCAAGCAAGGCGGGUUGGUAUGAAGGGAGCUGUACCCAACGGCCCAAUUCCUGCUGCUACUUGA
Messenger RNA from Exophiala spinifera, 1242 nucleotides. RefSeq lists its product as uncharacterized. The record is from RefSeq and is a predicted model, not a curated record. Lineage: Eukaryota; Fungi; Ascomycota; Eurotiomycetes; Chaetothyriales; Herpotrichiellaceae. The transcript is spliced from 2 exons. Bases 1 to 1242 code for a protein of 413 amino acids.